AUAAAGCAACGAUGCUUCGAGUAGUUAUACGACACCGGAGUUAGUACGAUGAAGCGGCGGUGCUUCAAGUAGUUAUUUCGUCGAGACCGAUGUUAGUACGAAUUAAGUAAACGAUGGAUGACAAAAUUAGUAUACAGACGACAUUGACUUUAGUUAAUAAGAAUUGAGUACGUUGCAGCAGCUUUGUUGAAGAUCGAUGCUAGCCCGGCUAACUGAUGCAAAUAUCUUCGUGUCAUGUAGAGAUCACUUCUGGAGUGCCUUGUUCAAAGGGCCUGAAAAAUCGGGCGUCCCCGAUAAGGGCUCAGCUGAGCCACCGGUGUACCCAAUUCGAUUGGGUUCAGACUUACGAGAAAAUAUGUGCAAGACCGGUGUGUAUAUCAUUCUUGGCCUGUCUCGCGCACAAGAAUGAUAUUUACCAGCGUGCCAGGCCGGGCCUGUGUCACAUAUUUUAAUAUUUUUUUAUUAUACUGAGCUAGACCGGUGUAGUAACCAGCGUGCCAGGCCAGGCCUGUGUCUCAGUCUUCCUCUUUUUUUUAAUACUGAGCUAGACCGGUG
Molecule: messenger RNA, 555 nt
Organism: Cuscuta campestris
Lineage: Eukaryota; Viridiplantae; Streptophyta; Magnoliopsida; Solanales; Convolvulaceae
Source: the annotation of a GenBank genome assembly